AUAUAUUGAUAAUGUGUCUUAUCGCUUCAUUAUAUACAAUUCGUGACGGAGAUAUAACCUUAGCCGAGGAGGAACGAGAGUGCGCUUGAUAGGUGAUUAGGAAGAUGUUAUGGAAAUGGAUUUUGUUUUUGGAAGUGAUUUUCGUUUCCAGAAGUGUCAAAAGCGAUUGGUUCGACGAUAUCGAUAGCGGAGGAGAAUCUUUUUCCGGAUGGGCAAGCGGAGAUGGAAACGAAGCAUUAUCAUCUCGAGAGCAGACAAAUAUCUCUAAUUACUUGUCGGAUGGAGAAAGUAGUGGAAAUUAUCCUUUGGCUGUUGGAAUUUCUGAAGGCCAUCGGACUUUUGACGUGUCUUAUUGGGAAUCUGUAUCAACUACGAUAAUAGAAGAGAAAAUAGAAAGUGUGUUCGAAGCCCGGAAAAUAGACGAGAGUCGUUAUUUCUACUUCGAUCAAACUGGAAUGUAUAAACUAUUUAACGUCACUCCGGCUGAUGAAAUCUGCGAUAAUCCUAUACAAAUAGAAUUUCUCGACUUUGAAAAUAGUACUUAUUUUAUUUGUUCUACUCGAGAUUCUUUAAUAAUAGGAAAAAUUAAUGAGGGGAUUGAAAAGCGACAUCCUUUAGAAAAUCUUGAAGACCCAAGAUUCGCAUGUUUAGAACAGAAUGGCAACUUUUUGUUUUAUAUUGUCAGCAGAAAUAUAUGCAGAUCUUUCAGCUAUAACACCAAAACUAGAGAGAUCGAAAACGAUGAGGAAUACUAUGUUAAGGAAAAUAAAUAUGCUAGUGCUGUAGCUAUGUGGAAAACAGAAUCUGGUAAUUACGGAUCUGCGGUGGCUAAUUAUGCAGGCGAGAACAGCCUUAGUUUUAAAAGUGUAACAAACUUCUUCACUUGGAAAAGAAAUUACUUUGAUAGAGAUCCUUACAAUGUCACUUCUUACGACGUCAGCGAUCUGGAGGUCUUUCGUAUCCAUAGCAGUCUAUUUUUAGCUAUAGCCAAUUACAGAAUUGCCGAAAAUCGUUAUCGUGUUGAUUCCGAGAUCUACAAAUUCAACAUCCAUACUGAAAAAUGGGAAAGUCGACAGAAAAUAGAGACGACGGCGGCAAAAGACUUCGAAUUCUUCACAUUUGGAGAGGGUGAUCAUAGAGAAUUCUUUUUAGCUGUAGCUAGUGAAUUAGUUUAUGUUAAAGGUCAAAAAAAUUAUAAAACGGACUCCAUAAUCUAUAAAUUUGUGAAGAGGAAAUUCGUUCCUUUUCAGUGCAUCGAGACUGUACGCGCCAGACAUCUAUCUUCGUUUAAAGGCUUAAAAGGCGAAUUUCUUUUGGCUAUAGCUACAAUGGAAAGUAUAAGCCUGUAUCAAUAUAACGGAUGGAAGUUUGUUAAAACUCUAUCCUUUCAAUACUCCCAUGGGGAGUUGAAUAAUGGCAUUUCUCAUCUCUCUCUUCAUACCCUAAUAUAUCCAGACAAGUUACAACCUACUUUAAGUUUAGCUAAUAUUCGUGGUGGUGGGAAGACAUUCUCGUUGUGGUUUCGACACGAAAACCAUAUAAAAAGAUGGUACGAAGAGAAUUUAAAACGAUGUAACGAAAUGAAAGAAAUUGCUUAUAGUAAAAAAGUGGAAUACGUGUUAAAUAAAUUUAAGCACGUUUAUUUAGUCGAUCAGGAUGAACCGAUAAUUCUAAAUAAAAACGUGACGUUAGAAAGUGAAAUGGCAGCUACCACAGUCGUAACACAAACAAUAAUCGAAAGAUCAACUAAUAAAAUGAUAACGGGACUCAAAAAAGAUAUAAUAGAUAUAAAAGAGAGACUUCAAAGGAUAAGUCAUAAAUUGGCUGAUCUUCAAGAUAACUUGAAGAAAAUUUUGCUACUAAAUGAGAAACAAACCGUAACAGGUUAG
Molecule: messenger RNA, 1889 nt
Organism: Centruroides sculpturatus (bark scorpion)
Lineage: Eukaryota; Metazoa; Arthropoda; Arachnida; Scorpiones; Buthidae
Exons: 12
Coding region: 105-1889 (594 amino acids)
Biological process (GO): signal transduction
Source: RefSeq, a predicted model, not a curated record